Molecule: messenger RNA, 2351 nt
Organism: Brassica rapa (field mustard)
Lineage: Eukaryota; Viridiplantae; Streptophyta; Magnoliopsida; Brassicales; Brassicaceae
Product: zinc finger protein ZAT1-like
Source: RefSeq, a predicted model, not a curated record
CAUUCAACUCCUCUCUCUCUAGCGAUCUUGAUAUAUUUAGAGACGGUUUUCAACUGCCGUAAAACCCAUUGGAUAGAUUCUUCAACUUCGGUUUUGAAUCUGACUUCUUUGUGUUCCUUCGAACGCAAGCUUUAGGAUUACAAAUGAAGCUUCUCUACGGAUUGGCCACUCCUAUCUUAAGUUUUCAUUAUGGUUUAGUUUUCAUCGCUUAUUGUAUUAUCGUCGAAUAUAUUUCUGUUUGUAAUCAUCUUAUCCCGUUGGACACUUAAAUUAAUAUAACCUUUUAAUGUUAAAAAGGGAGGACAAUAAAUAAUGGACACUACACACUGCACCUACUAGUCCUGGCAAACAUGCAAUACCUCUAAGCCAAUACAACAAUUUUGAGCCAGCUAUCAUCACUACCAAUAAGGCAAUAACAACCCUAAAUCAAGUCUUUAUUUGGAUUUUCAUUUAUUUGGUUUUAUUUUUAAUUUGAGAUAUCCUUGCAUCAAAAGAAAAUCUUUGACUGUGAUUCAAAGGUAUCAAGAGAUAAGAAAAUACAUAAAAAAAGUUUUCAGUAUUUUCACUACUUAUCUCUUUAAAUUCUAAUUAGUACACCCGUCUUCAAAUAUUAGGGUUAAAUAUUUACUUUAUUGGUCCCAAGCGUUUUUGCAAUCACAUCCGACUUGUGGAGUUUAAGAGAGCUGCGAGAGAUUCUGAGCUUAGUUUUUUUGGGUGGGUUCAAGCUUCGAAAGCAAUGGAACAGUGUUACAAAGACGACUGUGGAUCCUCACUUGGAUUCAUAGUUGAAAAGAGAAAAGACAUAGAAAAAGAUCAAGCUGAAGAUGAUGAGAAAGAACCUAAAAGUAUCAGUCUAAGGGAAGAAGAUAAUGAUGAUAGAGCUAACAGUAUAGAUCUAGAAGGAGAUGUGGAAGAAGAAGAAGAGAAGAAGCAUAUGUGUUCUGAAUGUGGUAAACAGUUUAUGUCUGGUAAGGCUUUAGGAGGUCAUAAAAGAAUUCAUGUGCUCGAAAAUCAGAACAAGUCUGGUGAAUCCGAAAUUGAUUGUAGUGUUUGCCAUAAGAAGUUUACAUCAAGGAAGGCUUUAUAUGGACACAUGAGGUUUCAUCCACACAGAACAUGGAAAGGAGUUUUGCCUCCUCCUCCUCCUCCUCAUCCACUUGGUAAUUCAUCCUCUUCUACACUCUCUAUUGAUGAUCAUCAUGUUGGUGAGUUUACAAGCUCGGAUCAUGAUGAUGAUGAUGAUGAUGAUGAUGGUUAUGAUAACAUUGAUGCUAAGGAUCUAAUGCUCUUAGCUACUACUGCGGAAGCUGUUAAUCUCGAUGUUGCUGAGACUUCUGAUUCACACUCUGCCGAAGAUAUGAAGAAGAAGAAGAGAAGAUUAUCUGAGAUAGAGAAGGUAUCAUCAUCAUCAUCUACUCAUGAUCAUCAUCAUCAGCUUGGGGAUGUUGCUGCUGCAGCUGAGGAAGGUGGUGGUGCACGUGAGAAGCACGUGUGUGUGACUUGCAACAAGUCGUUUACUUCUUAUCAAGCUUUAGGAGGUCAUAGAGCAAGUCACAACAAGGUCAAAGUUUUGGAGAGUCAUCAAGCUAGGGCAAACAGUGAAGCUUUAUUACUUGGAACCGAAGCCAUGAUAACUGGUUUAGCUAGUGCUCAAGCAUCAAACACAUCUUUAAGCAGUGGUAAUAAUGGAGAUCACGUUUGUGACAUUUGUCACAAAAGUUUCCCAACAGGUCAAGCUCUUGGAGGUCAUAAGAGACGCCAUUGGACUGGACCAGUUUCUAGUGAGGCUGUAACCGCUGCUCCAACCGCUCCGGCAGCAGCUUCUUCUAGUCAAGUAACAGAGACAGUGCAAGAAGUGAAGAAAUUUGAGUUUGACUUGAAUGAGUUGCCACCUAACGAAGGAUAAGGAUUCUAAGAAAACGUAUAUAUGGUAUAGAGGAAAAUUUUAAAAAUACUUUUGGUUUUUGGUUCUAAUUUUAGUUUCUUGGUGUUUGGUUUUUAAUGUAAUUUGGUGGAGUCUUUUUGACCAAAGUUCCAAGAAGUAAACUAUGUUACUCAUCUUUCUUAUUUUUCUUCUUUUCAAACAGAUAGUCUCUCCAUAAAUAGUGUGUAAUCAGAUGUUUCUUUUAUUUUGUGAAUAAUGGAUGAUUAACCGUAUAACUCGUUGCGUUUAAUUGCAAUAUCACACUAAAGAACAAAAUUCAUGUGGGUACAACAAUCUAUUCCACUGGCAAUUAACUGAAAAUUGAACAGCAUAAACAUCAAGCCUAACUGUAGAAGAAGACAUGAAGUGGUUUUAAACACUCUUCUUGAAACCUUUCACUUCUUGGAUCUCUGUGAUCUCUACACAA